Messenger RNA from Juglans regia (Persian walnut), 4195 nucleotides. RefSeq names its product putative pentatricopeptide repeat-containing protein At2g02150. The transcript has 4 exons. The record is from RefSeq and is a predicted model, not a curated record. NCBI's taxonomy places the organism in Eukaryota, Viridiplantae, Streptophyta, Magnoliopsida, Fagales, Juglandaceae. The coding region runs from base 203 to 2557 and encodes 784 amino acids. Gene Ontology annotation, molecular function: protein binding.
CAGACUCUCAGCCCACUACAAUUGAAACGGUGAGGAGCAAGCGAACUCAUUUUGAUACGUUCAUCCUGCACCUUGUGAGAGUCUGCCGCAAAACCCCUAAAACCUUGAACGUUCUCUGCCGCAAAAUCGACCAGUACCCUUGCAAUUCUCCUGCAAAAGGAGAGAGCUAUGAGCAGCUAUUCUUCAUCCGAAUCCCAAGAUAAUGAAUAUAAUUGAGGGUGUUAUUAGUGUUCACUUCAUUUUCUUAGCAACAAUGCGACUUUACCUGCGCGGUCUCUUCCACGUUGGUCGUAGAGCCUCUUGCCGUGUAAGCCCUCUCUCUCCGAACACCCUGAACUCCAUUAACCCAUUUUUCAAUACUAUCACUGUUUCUUCAUCGCAUGUUUCUUUCCUUGAUUGCCCUUUGAUUUGGUUCACCAGCUUCCUUUACAUAAUCAGAUACCCUUUUGUCAGCAAAUCAAACCCCAACAGUAUUUGCGAUGAUAUUAGUAAAGAAUCAAUUUGUAAUAUUAUUCAAAUUAUUCAACAAGAGCAGUGGGAGGACAAUAGGAUUAUCGGUUUGUUUGACUCGGCGCUGGCGCCCAUAUGGAUGUCUAGGGUUUUGGUGGAAUUGAAAGGGGAUCCAAAGUUAGCUUUGCGGUUCUUCAAAUGGACAGGAAGCCGAAUCGGGUUUUGCCACACCACGGAGUCAUAUUGUAUCUUGAUUCAUAUAUUGUUUUACGCGAGAAUGUACUUCGACACUCAUAGGAUUAUUAGAGAGUUAGUUUUGUUGAAGUGGGUUUUGCCAGGUUGCCAUGUGUUUGACGUAUUGUGGUCGACAAGGGGUGUUUGUGUUCCAGGGUUUGGUGUGUUUGAUGCUUUAUUUAGUGUUGUAACUGAGCUAGGAAUGCUGGAGGAAGCGAGCGAGUGUUUUUUGAGGAUGGAGAAGUACAGGGUUUUGCCAAAAGCUCGGUCUUGUAAUGAACUUUUGCAUAGGCUUUCAAAGUCAGGGAAGAGGGAAUUGUCGAGGAAGUUUUUUGAAGAUAUGGUUGGGGCUGGAAUUAGCCCUUCGGUUUUCACUUAUAAUAUAAUGAUAGACUAUAUGUGCAAAGGAGGAGAUUUGGGAGCCGCUAGAAGGUUGUUCGAAAAAAUGAAACAAACUGGCCUUAUGCCCGAUGUUGUCACAUAUAAUUCUCUUAUUGAUGGAUAUGGAAAGUUUGGGUUCUUGGAUGAAUCGGCUAGUAUAUUUGAAGAAAUGAAGGAUGCAGGUUGUGAACCUGAUGUAAUAACGUAUAAUGCUUUAAUUAAUUCUUUCUGUAAAUUUGAAAGAAUGCCUCAUGCUUUUGAGUUUCUCCAUGAGAUGAAGAUCAAUGGGGUGGUACCGAAUGUUGUAACUUAUAGCACUUUAAUCGACGCAUUUUGUAAGGAAGGGAUGAUGCAAGAGGCAAUUAAAUUUUUUGUUUACAUGAGACGUGUUGGUCUUCUGCCGAAUGAAUUUACUUACACUUCUCUGAUUGAUGCAAGUUGUAAAUUAGGCAAUCUAAAUGAUGCUUUGAAGCUGGCUAAUGAGAUGCUGCAGGCAGGAGUUAACUUGAAUAUUGUCACCUACACAGCUCUAGUGGAUGGUCUUUGUGAAGGUGGGAGGAUAAAGGAAGCAGAAGAAGUUUUUCAGGCAAUGCUGAAAGCUGGAGUAAUUCCUAGCCAGAAAACUUAUACUGCCCUUGUUCAUGGGUAUAUUAAGGCUUGUAAAAUCGAGAGUGCUAUGGAUAUGUUGACAGAAAUGAAGGAGAAGAGCAUCAUACCCGAUAUAGUGCUGUAUGGGACCAUCAUUUGGUGCCUGUGCAGCCAAAAUAAGCUUGAAGAAUCUAAGCUUUUAAUCAGGGAAAUGAGUGCUUGUGGUGUAAGUGCAAAUCAUUUUAUAUACACAACCCUUAUGGAUGCUUAUUUCAAGGCAGGAAAAACUGCAGAGGCUCUCAAUCUGCUACAGGAGUUACAGGACCUGAAUAUUGAGGUCAGUGUUGUUACUUAUUGUGCACUAAUUAAUGGUUUGUGCAAAAUGGGAUUGGUUGAAGAGGCAAUCAAGCAUUUUAAUAGCAUGGACGACAUUGGUAUGCAACCUAAUGUUGCAGUUUAUACAGCGUUAAUUGAUGGUCUUUGUAAAAAUAAUAGUAUUGAAGCAGCCAAGAAGCUGUUUGAUGAAAUGCUGGACAAGGGUGUGAUUCCUGAUAGAAGUUCUUACACUGCUUUAAUUGAUGGGAACUUAAAGCAUGGGAAUCUUCAGGAAGCUUUGAAUUUGCGAGACAUAAUGAUUGAUUUGGGUAUGGAGUUUGAUCUGCCGGCAUAUACUUCUUUGAUUUGGGGUUUUUCUCGGUGUGGCGAGGUGCAACGAGCAAAAGAGCUGUUUGAUGAGAUGAUUCAGAGGGGUCUCCUUCCUGAUGAGAUUCUGUGUAUAUGUCUAUUGAGGAAGUAUUAUGAGCUGGGAAAAGUGGAUGAAGCCAUUGAAUUGCAAAAUGAGAUGGUCAAAAAGCGUCUAAUUACUUGCAGUGAUGAUCUCGCAGUUCCUACUUUACAAACUUGAGAGGGAAAUAUAUUUCCAGCCUUAGUUUGACGGAGCUGUGUUCAGUGUUUGGAUCAGAAACACAACACAGUUUACCUUUCCUAAGUGGGAAUAUGAGAACCCAAGGUAUACAUAAUUCCUCACUUGUUUCUGACUGGAUGGAAUGAUGUUGCGAAGUGAUGUUUGAUGGUUCAUGAUUAGAUAAAUAGGAUGGUGCUGAUACUUAUUGGUAUUGUGUUCAAAGUUCUAUGUGGUCUCAUCAUGCAAAUUUUGCUACCAGAUGGGUUUUAGUUUAAAGUUCUCAGGCGAUCUUCAGCAGAGAAAUCAGAUGAUGUUAUUCUAGUUCAAUUACAUUAAAUUCUUGCUCAAGGACAUUCGUGCCAACUUUGAACACCUACAGUAGUUAUCUUUGCUGUGGGGUAUCAUAGCCUUGAGGUGGUUGCCCAAUUGCAUGACAAACAUCGAGAGAAAGAUGACUAAGAUGCAGAAUUGAGUGGAUGAAGAUUAUAUGCAUAAGCCCCAAGCUCAACCCCAAAGGAAUUUCUUUUAUGCUUGCGUAAUGCUGGAAUUUCAAGUGGCACAACAACAUAGAUUUAUAUAUUUUUGGGAAAGCAUGCCAUAUACACCCAUGUGGUUUGGACUUUUGAGACCCCAUUUUCAAAAACUAUAUGGAUAUGGUUGGUGGGUGAAAUGAGGAGUGAUAGCAUGCCAAAUUCUACUGGUAAAAAUUGGAGUUCCGCGUCUUGGUAAGAUAGCAGCUGUAAAUUCCUCUUGGAUGAAUGCUGUUAGCUGCUUAGUUAUAUACAAGAUAUGAAUCUUGUUUAUAUCCGAUACAUAUCAAGGCCAACAUCUUCGAAAGUAAUUCCUACACUGUUUCAUUGCUUGGUUAAUUAUCCAUAAUGAUUUACUACAUUGGAUGUUCUUUAUAGUGUCUACAUUGCUGUCAUCACGAUGCAAGUUGAUCUUGGAAAGUUUUUUGCUUGAAUGGACUGUUAAAUAAGGGGAAAGCUCGAUUGUAAUUAUUGAGUGUUAGCAUGGGCUGCUAGCAUUCCCAUUGGAAUUUCUGUGAGAAGACUCGAUUUGACAGAAAUGCAAGUGACUACUCAGGCCACUUUCACAAUGAGAAGAUGAUAUUCUCAGAAGCUGUGAGAAGCUUACCUGCUGUUGAAAUUCCAAUAGGAAGUCUUUGAACUUUGGAUUCUUGGUCUUGUUCUCAGUCUUUAACUAUUAGAUGGUUGUGUGUUUUAUAAUCGAGGUAAAGAUUGCUGCUUGUUUAUGCACUUUACAUAUCUUAAAGCACCAUUUCUUUUGACUCGGUAUGGUUUGUACAUUGCCUUCCUUAAUGAGAAGGAAUGACUGCUUCUAUUGAAUGGAUGGAAUUAUUUGGCAAGUUCGUAGAUUUCAAGGAGUGGUCAGAUGAUUAUUAAUUGGGGAAAUUUCUGCAACCAGUUCUGAAUGUAUGUAAAAAGAAGCUUGGUCUUUCUUUGGUCUAGUUGAGGCGGGAAGCUCAGUCAUGGUGACCCUUGUUCAUUGGUACUAUUCCAUUGUUUAUUUUUUAAUCAUUUUUGUUGAAUCCACCUUUGAAUUUGUGAUAACAUGGAGAAGUACUAGGCAUUGUAUGGAAUUCAGUUUGAAAAUGCUUUAGUCAUAAAGAGAUUU